CUCGUCACCGUCACCCUCGAGUCCGUGUCUUUUGCAUCCCCACCCUUCGUUUCCAUUUUCCAUUUCCCAUUUUUAUCCUCCUUCCUCGUUCCUCUUGCAUAGCAUCUAUUUCCAAUGGCUGAGCCUGUCUCUAUCGAUGCCUCGCGUGCCACGCCUGGCUUGUGGGAUCGCGUGUCAACCUGGGUUUCCGAGAACAAGGCCGUUGCAUACACCAUUGCCGGAACAGUUGUCGUGAUAACCAGCGCGGGUGCCAUAUACUACUUCUCGGGCUCAAAAACUCCUCCAGCCCCGUCAGAAAAGAGGAAAAGCAAAAAGGAACGGAGGAAAGAAAAAAAGGCCGCCGAGGAUGCAAAGGCUGGCAUUUCGCUAAAAGACGAAGAAGCUGCUCCAGCUACGCCAGCAGCCCCAAAGACUGCUACUGUCGAGCCCGAGGUGGAAUUACCUGAAAUCAAUGAAACUACCGUCGAGACCUUUUCACAAGAGGAGCGCGAGUCACUGGCCCAGAAACUGAAAACACUGGGAAACAAAGCCUACGGCUCGAAGGAUUAUAAUAAAGCCAUCGAUCUCUACGGAAAAGCCAUCCUUCUGAAACCCGAUCCAGUCUUCUAUUCGAACCGAGCCGCCUGCCACAAUGCUCUUAGCGACUGGGACAAGGUCGUCGAAGACACCAGCGCUGCGAUCGCUAUGAAUCCCGAAUAUAUCAAAGCGUUGAACCGAAGAGCACAUGCCUACGAGCAUCUCGGUCUUUUCUCCGAAGCCCUCCUCGACUACACGGCUAGCUGCAUCAUUGAUGGUUUCAAGACGGACAGCAGUGCACAAAGUGUCGAGCGGUUGUUGAAGAAGGUUGCUGAGAAGAAGGGCAAGGCGAUCCUCGCCGAGAAGAAGAAUCGCCUUCCAAGUGCUACAUUUGUCACCAACUACCUCCAGAGUUUCCGUUCACGGCCUCCACCAGAGGGACUAGAACCCGGCGUCGAGUUGGACGAAAAUACCAGCAAAGGUCAAUUGCAGCUAGGGCUUAUCGCAGUGACCAAAAAGACAGGCGAGGCAUAUGCCGAAGCUUCGGCAGCGUUCAAGAAAGCCGUUGAGCUGGGCGACCUUGGCGAGUACGAGGCUUUCGCUUUGAACCAGCGAGCAACAUUCUUGUACCUCGAAGGUGACACUCCUGCGGCUCUGGAAGAUCUCAACAAGGCAAUUGAACUGCAACCAUCCCUCACUCAGGCUUAUAUCAAGAGGGCCAGCAUGCAAUUAGAGACGGGCAACAAAGAACUGGCUUCAGAAGACUUCGAAAAGGCCAUGGCACAAAAUAAAGACGACCCCGACAUCUACUACCACCGCGCGCAAUUGCAUUUCAUUCUUGGCGAAUAUGCAGAUGCCGCCAAAGACUACCAGAAGUCGAUCGACCUCGACCGAGACUUUAUCUACUCUCAUAUCCAACUCGGUGUAACACAGUACAAGCUGGGUUCCAUUGCCUCCUCUAUGGCAACGUUCCGCCGAACGAUCAAGAACUUUGACAAGGUGCCCGAUGUGUACAACUACUAUGGUGAGCUCCUCAUCGAUCAACAGAAGUACGAGGAUGCUAUUGAACGGUUCGAGACUGCAAUCGAGAUGGAACGACAAACAAAACCGACCGGAGCUAUUAACGUCCUCCCAUUAAUCAACAAGGCUUUGGCGCUAUUCCAGUGGAAGCAGGAUUUUGCAGCAGCCGAAGACCUCUGUGAAAAGGCGUUGAUCUUGGACCCCGAGUGCGACAUUGCUGUGGCGACAAUGGCCCAAUUGUUGCUUCAACAAGGCAAAGUUACGAGAGCGCUCGAGUACUUUGAGCGUGCGGCAGAGCUAUCAAGAACCGAGGGCGAGAUCGUCAAUGCCUUGUCGUACGCAGAGGCAACCCGAACACAGCUCGAAGUAUCGCAAAAGUAUCCUCAGCUGGCGGCCAGACUCCAAAGCAUGGAGGGCGCCGUACCCCUCAGGUAAUCUAAGAUGAGCAAGAUAUUGCCCUCUUGAUCAUCUUGUAAGUCGUUUGAUGGAUAGCGGACAUCCCUUCUCCUCUUUUCACUGGAGCCCAAUAUGGAGGCUUUUUAUUCUGGGUGAUGAGACGAUUUAAGAUCGAGACCAUGUCACCAUGUUGUACGUAAUAUUUGAAGCUCGACUUAUAUGACCUCUAGUUGCGCCGGAUCAACGAGGGGAAGACAUUAAGUGAACGGAGUUUAAUGAGGACCAAAACGGCGUACGAGAAUGUAUAAUACGGGACCAGAGUUGUGUGAGAGUCUUCCAUGACAGCGCCUAAAGCUGUUGGAUCCAUUGUAGACAUGCUUCUGCUGCUGCGUCGCUCUGAAUAUCGUUUUGAAUAUGGUGGCCAGCU
Messenger RNA from Exophiala mesophila, 2359 nucleotides. RefSeq lists its product as uncharacterized. Gene Ontology annotation, biological process: intracellular protein transport. The record is from RefSeq and is a predicted model, not a curated record. Lineage: Eukaryota; Fungi; Ascomycota; Eurotiomycetes; Chaetothyriales; Herpotrichiellaceae. Gene Ontology annotation, molecular function: protein binding; protein-transporting ATPase activity. The coding region runs from base 115 to 1971 and encodes 618 amino acids. The transcript is spliced from 4 exons. Gene Ontology annotation, cellular component: mitochondrial outer membrane.